Molecule: messenger RNA, 795 nt
Organism: Daphnia magna
Lineage: Eukaryota; Metazoa; Arthropoda; Branchiopoda; Diplostraca; Daphniidae
Product: secreted RxLR effector protein 161-like
Exons: 1
Coding region: 1-795 (264 amino acids)
Source: RefSeq, a predicted model, not a curated record
AUGACUGGCUGUAACCCUUCGACAAUUCCCACCGAUCCUAACUCACGUCUCACCAGAGCCGAUUGCCCGAAGAACACUGGUCGGCCUCCAAUGGAUUCGACAUAUUACCGAUGCGCAGUCGGCGCCCUCCUGUACAUCGGUCGGAUGACUCGGCCCGACAUUCCCUUUUCAGUAAACGCGGCCUCCCGAUUCGGUGAAGACCCAGGAAAACCCGCUUGGUCAGCAGUUAAACGCAUCCUUUCCUACUUGUCUGGUACCUCAGACUAUGGCAUUCGUUAUGACGGGACACAGGACAAUACUCUCACUGGCUACAGCGACUCGGACUACGCAGGUUGUCCCGACACCAGUCGGUCCAUCAGUGGCCUGCUCUUCAUGCUCAACAUCGGCCCAAUCUCAUGGACCAGUCACUUGCAAAAAUCAGUGGCUCAGUCAACCUAUGAGGCAGAGUAUUAUGCCGCCGGCCGUGCAUCUCGUGCUAUUGUCUGGCUGAGAAAACUUCUCGAUCAGUUAGGGUUCAGACAACCGGAACCUACUCCCCUUCUCUGCGACAACAAUAGUGCCAUCUCUAUGGUGCUAAAUCCGGUCUUUCACGAGAAAGCCAAGCAUAUUAGAACCAAACAUCAUUACAUACGAACUCAACAGGAGAACGGUACUGUCAAAAUGAUCAAAGUUCCGUCCGAAGACCAACUGGCAGACUGUCUAACCAAGCCUCAACCGACGGCCUACUUUCAGCUGAACAGGUCCCGCGUAGGCGUCCGACCGGCUCCGCAACAAGUGUCGAACAAUUUCAAUUAA